Messenger RNA from Monascus purpureus, 3030 nucleotides. The record is from the annotation of a GenBank genome assembly. Lineage: Eukaryota; Fungi; Ascomycota; Eurotiomycetes; Eurotiales; Aspergillaceae.
UUCGGCUGCUUUAAAAUAUCCUUCUGUCUCUACUUUUGACUCCCCCGGGGCUCAUGUCAUCUCUCACCGUUGGCGUGCUUCCGACCUCAUCGUCAUUGCCAGCCGUCUGCCUCGUUGCUCUUCCUCCCCCGGCCGGUCUGCCUUGAGCUGACUGAGGAUAGAAGUUGGGGGUCAAGGAGGCUUUCCUCCGGCCACUCGUUUUAACAUCGAUGUUUGUGUUGUCUCAAAACUAUCGCCUUAUUCUUUCUUAUUAUUAUUUUUUUUUUCUCUCCCCCGCCCCUACGUUCUAACGCUCGCAACUGCUGAAUCCCCCUAUCGAACGGCGGACUUUUCCCCGGUUAAGCGCUUGCUUGCAUUUGACCACGGAAUCUUCCUCCUUCCAUCCUCGCUAUAGUGGCUACCACACACCCACUGUACUGAUGGGAUUCAUCCAACGGAUUUCAAAGCGGCUCCCCUCCGCGCCCAGUCUGCCACUGGAUGACCCACCGCGUGAGAAGGGUCGCAUACUUCCCAGAUUCGCUUUUUUCAGGCGGAGGAUACGAUUGAAGAGGAACUCAACGAUUUCAAUACCGUUGGGCUUUGUAUUACUAUUCCCAUGCCUUGUAAUAGUCCUUAUUCUGCUCCUUGUUCUUCGACAUCCCUCUUCAUCCGGAGGAAUCUUGGUUCCUGCCGGUACACCACCGUCUAUAAGGAAAAUAAGUGAAAAGCAUGACAAGGUCUUUGCCACUGGUUGUCUCCAUAUCGACACCAGUACUCCGCGUGCGAAUGCCGCAUUUGUCGUUCUCGCCAGGAAUAAGGAACUAGAAGGCGUCGUCCAGUCCAUCAAAUCGAUCGAGAGACAUUUCAAUCGGUGGUGGAAUUACCCCUACGUCUUCCUGAACGAUGCCGAUUUCGACCAGGAAUUCAAAGACACUGUCAGGAAUUAUACUAGCGGUCAUACUGAAUUCGGCAAGAUUGACAGCUCCAUGUGGGGUUUCCCGGAUUGGGUUGACCUAGAAGCCGCAAAGGAAGGUAUCAGGAAGCAGGGAGAUGCUGCUAUUAUGUACGGAGGAAUGGAGAGUUAUCAUCACAUGUGCCGCUUCUACUCAGGAUUUUUCUAUAAGCAUCCCCUUCUUCUGAAGUACGAAUGGUACUGGCGUUUGGAGCCCGAAAUCAAGUACUUCUGUGACAUUACUUACGAUCCGUUCCUCAAAAUGGCCGAGGCGAACAAGACCUACGGCUUUACCAUCGCCGUCAAGGAGCUUCGGGAGACAGUUCCUAACAUCUUCCGGUACGCCGCUGCCUAUAAGCGUAAGAAGGGCUUGGAGUCUAAGGGCCUGUGGGAGAUGUUUAUCGAGCCUCAGCCCGAAGAGGAGGAAGCGCUGAAAGACGACCAAAAGAAACAAGAAAAGCUUCCCGACGAAAUUCUGCGGACAGAACCUGGCGAGAAUGCCCUCCCGGAGAUUGAUCCUGAAGCCAUGGAAGGCGAAACAUAUAACAUGUGCCACUUUUGGAGUAACUUCGAAAUUGCGCGCCUUGACUUCUUCCGAAGCAGAGACUAUGAGGAGUUCUUCGAGAUGAUGGACCGAAGCGGAGGUUUCUGGAUGGAAAGAUGGGGUGAUGCUCCUAUUCAUUCCCUUGCUGCCGGUGCCCUACUCUCACCUAGCGACAUCCACUAUUUCCGUGAUAUCGGCUAUCGGCAUACAACGAUCCAGCACUGCCCUGCCAAUGCCCCUGCAAGACAAUUGCCCCGAAUUCCAUGGCUGGAAAUGACAACCCAGGAUGAGAAGAAACGUAUUGAAGAAGACGAAUACUGGGCCGAUCCUGACCCCGUCAAAGAGAAUGGCGUGGGUUGUAGGUGCAAGUGUGACACAGAUAUCGUGGACGUGGAGGGCAAACAGGGCAGCUGCCUCGCCGAAUGGGUAGAAGUCGCCGGAGGUUGGGCUUCCCCUUAGACAUGGACCGUACUUUUAAUAUUCGCUGUGCUUCACUGUAUCAUCUUCAUCUCAUUUCCAUGUCCGUGUGUUCGAGCGUGAGCAUCGAUUGAGUCGCGCUUGGAGUUGUUUGUUUGGCCCGUUUUGUGUUGGCCGUGGGGUUCUUUGGACGGCGUUUACCGGAUCUGACGGCUUCUAUGGAAGACGGAGUGACCUUUCGUUCGAUAUGGACAAAUACAUCUAGCAUGCUGUGUACGGUUUUGUCAUUUGGAUUGUGGCUGGUGUCGGCACUCUUUUUGGAAGGAGAAAGGGGGGAAAAAAAAGAAAGGAGAGUCAUUGUCCAACAUUGUUGGAUCGAAUGGCAUCUACGUGUCGUGAAUUGAAAUCCUCUGCGUUAAUUUACUCGAGGAGUCGGUUCCUAACCGCUUGACGUCCGUUGCUUAUGAGCGUCUGCUCAUAAUCCGACUUGCGACAUACGCGAGUUCUCACCGACAUUGGUUGCAUUCGAAUGAUUCUUGCAACUCAUCGGUCCAUGACUCGACUCGAUGGCCCCGCUACGUGCACGACUACAUGUGUCAGGAAGAAGGAUUUCACGAGGUCAUGAGCUUUUAUAAUCUUUUUUUUUUUUUCACUUCCUGUACUCGGAGGAAGGAGGAUGUGGAAGAACUGCAGUGUCUAUCCGUUCAUCAUCAAGACUCUUUUUCAGUCUUCUAAUUCCCCGGUACACAUUAUUAUUGAUUUAUUAUAUUUAGCAUUCCCCUUUUCCUUCUUUUAAUGAAGUGUACAUACCAUUUCCUUUCUUUGCCUUGUGAACACGGGUUUCGACGCAUUGUCCCUACAGGGCAGACAGCAGAGAAGCAUGGUGUGUAUGUAUAGAUUAUGGUGUUAUUCACUGACGUUAAGGGCACCGUUCGCAAUAAUACGAUCAUUUGCUGAUUGCUCUCUAAGCUAUGUAUCUACCUACAUUAUUGCUCCAAGAUAAUAUUCAUCUUGAUCGGUCAUGCCGAAUAGCUACCGCAGUAUCUACGGAGUAAUGCAGGCAUCCUCCAAAGAUAACGUGCCGCUUCGCCGAGGCUUUUCCACUUCUGUUCAAUUAUAUACUUCAUGUCGAAAGACA